This is a messenger RNA of Acytostelium subglobosum LB1, 1437 nucleotides long. RefSeq lists its product as hypothetical. NCBI's taxonomy places the organism in Eukaryota, Evosea, Eumycetozoa, Acytosteliales, Acytosteliaceae. The record is from RefSeq and is a predicted model, not a curated record. Gene Ontology annotation, molecular function: protein binding. Bases 1 to 1437 code for a protein of 478 amino acids. The transcript has a single exon.
AUGGGUGCCUCCACGAAUGCCAUGGACCAUGCUGCAUCAUUGGACAUCUUCAUCUAUCUCCAACAACAUCGUACAGAGGGCUACACCUCUGAUGCACUGGACUGGGCAGCACGCAUUGGCUGUCUCCCACUUGUAGAGUAUCUACACAGCACUGCAGGCGACAAGGUGUUAUCAGAAGAUGCGUUGUACUUGGCCUCCGCCAACGGACAUAUGGAUGUGGUUCGGUACCUUCAUGUUCAUCGUACAGACAGCUGUGGUGUGCGGGCAAUGGAUGAGGCGGCCGAGGGUGGACAUCUGGAGGUGGUCCGGUUCCUCCAUGAAAACCGCACUGAGGGGUGCUCUGUUAAAGCAUUGGACUUGGCAGCUAUCAAUGGACAUUUGGAGGUGGUCAAGUUCCUCCAUUACAACAGGACUGAGGGAUGUACAGAAGAUGCUAUGGACUACAGUGCUGGCAGUGGACAUUUGGAUGUCGUCAAAUUCCUUCACGAGAAUAGAACAGAGAGUGGCACUGAUCAAUCAACAGAGUUGGCCGCGAGUGACGGCCACAUUGAUAUGGUGAAGUUCUUUCAUGAGCAUCGCACUGAGCCUUGGACCGAGGAGGCCAUGACAGGUGCAAUUACCAAUGGACAUCUUGAAGUGGUGAAGUUCCUCCACUUCAACCGAACAGAAGGCUGCGAAUUGAACUCACUGGUGUCCGCAUUAGUACGUGGCCAUAAUGAUGUAUUUCGAUUCAUUGUGUACCACAGACCAGACAUGUAUUCAGCUGGAUUGGUCGACAUUGCAGCCCAUGAGGGGUAUCACGAUCUGGUUCACUUCAUCCAUGAGAGGCGGACAUUUCCUUUUACCUCAAACACAAUGGACAGUGCGGCAAAGGGUGGUCAACUCGAGAUGCUCAAGUAUCUACAUCAUAAUAGAACUGAAGGAUGCACAGUUAGAGCAAUGGACCAAGCCGCUGAAUUUGGAUACAUGGACAUUGUGCAGUUCCUUCAUCACACACGCACCGAGGGAUGCACCAAAGCCGCAAUGAACAAUGCGUCCAAGAAUGGACAUCUAGAGGUGGUCAAGUUCCUCCACGAGAAUCGAACAGAGGGAUGCAGUACAAUUGCCAUGGAUAACUCUGCGAGAAAAGGUCACUUGGAUAUUGUUCGUUUCCUGCACGCCAACAGAACAGAGGGUGGCACAAAGCAUACAAUGGACAAUGCGGCAAGAAAUUGUCGAAUGGAUGUCGUCCAAUUCCUUCAUGAUAAUACCACCCAAGGAUGUACACCUUAUGCGAUGAAUUCAGCUGCAGAGAAAGGUAAUCUAGAAAUGGUACAAUUCCUUGUAGCGAAUAGGACUGAAGGAAGGAUAGAUGAAGCAUUACGAAUUGCGAAAAAGAAUGAUCAACUCGAAGUAUUUGAUUACCUUGCGCCAUUAGUUGAUAAGAUGAGACAAUAG